Messenger RNA from Penicillium salamii, 5877 nucleotides. The record is from the annotation of a GenBank genome assembly. Lineage: Eukaryota; Fungi; Ascomycota; Eurotiomycetes; Eurotiales; Aspergillaceae.
AUGCCAAGCCGUCGAAAUCGGAGACAUCGAGGCAAACCUGCCAACGGAGAGAUAUCUGAUUCCCCCAAACUUCCCAAUCAGUCAGCCGAGGUUUGCAAGCAGUUCCAGCGUGGCAAGUGUUCGUAUGGGGACAGGUGCAAAUUUUCGCACAAUGGGACCAAGGCCGCCGACUCCCACUCAACUUCGGAUGCACGCCGUCUCACAGCCGACAACCCAGAGGCUCGGAAGCAAUACUUCGACUGGAAAAGGCUCAUUCGGAAUGGGCCAUCAGGCCGGAGACACCCAGGAUGGGAAAACGCGGAACUCUUUGAAUUCUGGGCCGGAGCCUUGGAGAUCCUCAAAGGUACCAGCACGGAGUAUCAUCAGUUCCUUGCACGGGAUCUUGUGAGUGAGGAGCUUCACGGAUUUGAUUUCAUCAAGAGCACUACGGAUGCGGACAAUUCACGGGGGCUUGAAACUGAAUCUUGCGAUGAAGCAUUUCUCAAAGUCAUCACGCAUCUGUCUCUUUUGAACUGUCUCUCCGUUGAUUCGUUUGUUGGAACUCUAUACACAUCAUUCGGGGGAGUGAACGGGGACCGAGCAAUCCAUUAUCUCCACCACAUCUGUCAAAGCCUUAUGGAUACAGGGCGAGACAGCUACCAAGGGACUUCAGUGGUGUCUUUGGACACGGUCAAGCUACUCUUGGAUGCCCUUUAUCAGCUCUUGUUAAGAGUCCGACGCGCUCGAUUCCAUGACGAGCUCCCAGCACUGCUCAGCCUUACUCGUGACCUUACCUCCAAGAUCACCGACGAGUGCUCGAAAGCCGACCUUGACGGACUGGAAAGCAAAACAGACGUUAUGCUGAGCCUGGUAAAUUGCGUGAACCGAAAGCUCGCUACACCCAGUGUGUCAGAGAGACCUCAACGGCAGCCCGCCCCAAUCCUGUCGUCGUUCCCAAUGGAUAUACAGAUACCUGGGGGUAGACACGACAACGACCUGGCAGAGAUCUCUCAAAUUGAGAUUCUUCCAACCCAUGCAGAGAUCAUGUAUGGCGAUUCGGAAUACCUUCCUUCGACGAACUUCCUUCAGCCGCACUUCCUCACCGACCCUCUACAGAGAUAUGUAGACUCCACAUUCCGACUCCUACGCCACGAUAUUUUUGGCUCCGCCAAAGAUGUCCUUCGGGAUCUGCUGCAACAAAGUAACAUGAACAGAGUUCCUUCUGUUCGGGGAAAGGAUAGCGGCGCAAUUGUUUACACGACCGCACAUGUGCAGCAAAUCUUUAUCAACCAGAGGAAUGAGCUCGAGGCCACUGUCUCAUUCUCCCCACCGCCACAACUGUGCAAACUCUCUGUCAAGGAGCAAUGCAAAUGGUGGCAAGACUCCAGUAGGUUGGAAGAAGGAAGUCUAGUGUGUUUCUUGGCACUUCAAGGAGGGCACAGAAGGAUCAUCUUUCUCGAGGUCACUGUCAAGAAUCCAUCCAAAGACCAGGAAAACCGGUACAAGAGUUGCCUUGCUUCUGAUUCAUCUCCGCCUAGCAUCACAGUCAAGCUAGCGGCAUGUCAGCAGCAAGAGCUCAUGUUCCUGGCUCAACUCUAUACCCAGAGGGUCGCUGGUAUUCUUGUUGACUUCCAUGGUAUGCUUCCUGCAACAUUCUUCCCAAUUCUCCAGAACCUCCAGCGAAUCCAACGGGAGGGGGAGCUGUCCUUCCAAAACUGGAUCUUGCCAGGCUCUAAAAAGGGCCAAGAUGACCAGAGCAUCCCACCGCCAGCAUACGCACGAAAACCAGGUUUCAGCUUUCCCUUGAAGUCAAUCACCAAACCUGGAACCGAAAACCUUGCGUUGAACCCAGCCGCCCCUGAGUCAAUUGACAUCAUGAAGCUGCAAGUUGAAACGGGCCUUGACCAUGGCCAGUGCCGGGGGCUUAUUGCAGCUCUCACGCGCGAGUAUGCCCUAAUCCAAGGCCCCCCAGGUACUGGAAAAUCGUAUUUGGGUGUCAAGCUUGUUCAGGCACUACUCGAAAUCAAUGAAAGGGCAAAGAUAGGCCCGAUAAUUGUAAUCUGUUACACGAAUCAUGCCCUGGAUCAGUUCCUAAAACAUCUUCUGGAUGUCGGCAUUGAGAAAAUUUUACGCAUCGGGGGACGGAGCCAGGCUGCUGAGCUUCAAGGCAAGAAUCUUCGCGUUGUCAGUAAAGACAUUGCCAAGACGAGGGUAGAGGCCCAAACCCUCGGCAUGUCUUACGGAGCAAUCGAUGAGACCAUGAAGAGUGCUGGAUAUUGCAUUAAGCCUCUAGACCAGUCGAAAAAAGGUCUCUCUUGGAACGCGAUCGAACCAUUCCUACGACGGAAAUUGCCAAGGAUACACCACCAACUGCAGCAAGAGGACAAGGAUGGAUUCAAGACGGUUGAAAAGGACAGACUGUUAAGCUGGCUCGGAGUGAAAUCGAUGAACAUGUACAAGGGCCAAAACGAUGACGAGGUUGACGAUACCCGCUUGAGAGAACUUAUGCGUGCAGCGGAGAGGGACAUCCACAGCCUCGCUAAAAACGAACGCCGAAUCCUUGCAACCCGUUGGUUUAACCAAUGGCAGGAAAAUGAAACUGGGUCGCUUUUCGAGGCAAUAUCAGAAGCGGAGAACUGUCGUAAGGCAAUCAACACAGUCCACGAGGAGGUCAAUCGCCGGGCCUUAAUCCAAGCGGAUGUGGUGGGAAUCACGACAACAUCACUGGCACGUCACAUUGAGACUCUGCGUCGCAUCGGAGCCAAGGUGAUAAUUUGCGAAGAGGCAGCUGAGGUGAUGGAAGCCCAUGUCAUCUCGGCUCUCAUGCCGGGCGUUGAGCAUUUCAUACAGAUUGGGGAUCAUCGCCAACUACGACCACAGAUUCAAAACCACUCACUGAGUCUCGAGUCUCCCGCAGGAAAGAAGUGGCAGCUGGACCGAAGUCAGUUUGAGCGACGCGCUGAGGGAGAGCCAGGUCUCCGACCUGCCCCUGUCGCGCAGCUUAACGUACAACGAAGAAUGAGGCCUGAGAUCUCACGACUCAUCCACAGUGUCUACCCAAAGCUUGAAGACCAUGAAAGUGUAUUCUCUCUUCCCAAUGUUGUUGGAAUCCGGGAGAAUCUCUUUUGGUUGGACCAUCGACGCAGCGAAGACACCAAAGAUGAUGGCAGCCGUGUGAGAUCACACAGCAACCAGUGGGAGGUUGAUAUGGCUACUGCUCUGAUUCGCCACAUUGUUCGGCAGGGAGAGUAUAAGAGCACAGAUAUUGCUCUUUUGACGCCCUACACCGGACAGUUGCGUAAGUUGAGGACGUCCCUGAGCAGGGACUUCGAAAUAUGCCUAAGCGAGCGGGAUGCAGAGGCAUUGGCCGCAGAGGAACUUGCAAUUAAUGCAAGCGAGGCUACACAGUCCAUCGGUCACAGGGCAAUCGAAAAGAAGACAUUGCUCCAGACGCUUCGCCUCGCCACAGUCGACAAUUUCCAGGGUGAGGAGGCAAAGGUGAUUGUUGUUUCUCUGGUUCGCAGCAACUCGAAGCGCCAAGUCGGAUUUCUACGCACCGAGAACCGCAUCAAUGUGUUGCUCAGUCGGGCUCAGCAUGGAAUGUAUCUGAUUGGCAAUACUGAUACAUAUGUCAAUGUUCCAAUGUGGGCCGAUGUCCAUUCCAAGCUCGCUGGUGCGAAUGCAGUCGGCACUGAGCUUGCGCUUUGUUGUCCCCGUCAUCCGGAAACGGCCAUCUUCUGUUCUCAGCCUCAUGACUUUGAGAGAAAGAGCCCUGAGGGUGGAUGUGUUCUCCCAUGCACCCGUCGCCUCGAGCCAUGUGGCCAUCAAUGUCAGGCAGCAUGUCACUCGGCGAUGAUGCACGACGGUUUUCCAUGUGGCAAACCUUGCCCCCGUAUUCGGGAAAGUUGUCGACACGAAUGUCCUAAGCUCUGCGGUGAGACUUGUGGCCUUUGCAUGGUAAAGUUCCACGGUGUGGAGCUGGCUUGUGGGCAUAGAAAGAAAACGGUAUUCUGCCAUCAAAUGUCUAGGCUGUCGCUCAUUCGUUGUGAUGCCGAGGUUGAAAAGACUGUUCCUAAUUGUGGUCAUACAAUUAAGGUGAGCUGUUUCAAGAGCGUCUCUACGCCUGGCUUCCGCUGCCCUGAAGCAUGCACCAAUGUUCUCAGCUGUGGUCACAUGUGCAGUGGAAGCUGUGCAGAAUGCCUUCUCACGGUGUUGGAUGGGAAGAAGUUGUUCGAGCACGCUGUAUGCUCAAAGAUUUGUGACCGCCCACGCGGCGUUUGCAACCAUCGGUGCUCCAGGAAAUGUCAUGAGGGCGAAGACUGCGGGUCUUGCGACGUUAAAUGCGAGGUCCAAUGCUCGCACUCAAGAUGCGAUUCCACUUGUGGUAAGGCAUGUGCCCCAUGCAUCGAGAGGUGCACUUGGUCCUGCACUCAUCAGGGGUCUUGCUCAAUGCCUUGCGCGGCGCCAUGCGAUCGCUUGCCUUGUAAUGAAAGAUGCACCAAAGUACUCCAAUGCGGUCACCGGUGCCCCAGUCUUUGCGGUGAGGAUUGCCCAGAAAGCCUUUGCCAGCAAUGUGGCGACAAAGGAGAUGCCCGUGUUGACUUCCUUGAAUGGAAGACCUACGCCGAAAUCAAUCUUGAUGAAACCCCCAUCAUUGUUCUUGGAUGCGGACAUUUCUUCACAAAUGAAUCAGUUGAUGGAUUGGUUGGCCUUGACGAAGUCUACACAAGAGACAAACAUGGGAACUUCAAUGGCAUCCGAAACUCUUCCUCUCUCGCCAAUGCCAUACCCUCCUGUCCGGACUGUAAGCAACCCAUUCGGCAAUUUGUCACGAAGCGGUACAACAGAGUGAUUAACCGCGCUGUGAUGGACGAAACCUGCAAGCGGUUCCUGACCAAGGGUCGUUCUGAUCUACAGGAGAUUGAAAAAGGCCUCGAGGAGGCCGAAAAACAACUCAACGCUGAAGAAGUGAGUUUGGCAACAUGGGAUCUUGAACAGGAUUUCAAGGUCCGACAUGCGGAUUGCAAACGUCUUGCGUUACGAGCUUUCAAACUCAGCAGGACCAUGAAUGCUGAGAAUCAACCCAUGACACGGCUCAUGGAUUCAAUCGAAAUCUUUCAGAAAGUACCAAAAGGUGAAGAGGACACUCUCUCGGCGCAGAUGAAAGAUUUGAACAUAGCGAAGCGCGAGCGCAACAAUCAAAUUACCCUAAGAGCACAAUUCCUCAACAUCAGAGCCCGGGAGCUCGUGCUCAGCGAUAUUUUCAGGGUCAUGGGUUCAAUCAAAAAGUCAAACCACUCAUCAAGUGCCAUGUUCCUCAAAAUACCUUCCGAGUUGACUGUAAUCCUGCGGGAAUGCCAAAGUCAGAUCGAGCGAUCCAAUGAGGAAAACCUCUUCCGCGUCGUCAUUGCGGCAACCAUAUCCUUCUCCAAACUUGCCCACUUGAAUUCGUGGUAUCAUCGAAGUUACCCAGGUGAGGCUGAAAUCGAUCCCAAGGCUGAAGGAGGAAAAGCGACUCCUAAGAAGUUUGAAGAUUGGUGUGAUAUUGCCCGUGAAUUGCUUGCAGCUGCCCUGAAACUGUGCGAAAGGCUGGGUGACUGCCCUGAGCUCCGGGAAAAGGUUCAGCAAAUGGCCCAUUUGUAUGAGGGACCGCGGUACGAGACUGUGACUUUGAAGGAAGUUCAGUCUAUCAAGAUGGCCAUGGUCAGUGGGCUACAAGGAAUGGCAACCAACACGGGGCACUGGUACAAUUGUGAAAAUGGUCAUCCGUUUGCCAUUGGAGAGUGUGGUAUGCCGAUGGAGGAAGCCAGAUGUCCUGAAUGUCGAGCGCCUAUUGGGGGGCAAAAUCAUCAACUUGUUGAGGGAGCUUCUCGAGCAGUGGAGAUGGAGGAGCGAUAG